AUGGCGUCCCAAAAACAUGUCGCGGAGGUCCCGCGCAACCUCUUGCCUCGCUUGACCUGGAACAGCGCCUCCUCUCGGCCAACCGUCACUCCCUCGCAUUGUCCCGCACUCACAAAAAGACCGACGAACUCCUCUCAGGGCUGGAGUCCUAUCAACCGUCAAAUCCACUCUCUCACCACUCGUCACCAGUCCUCCCGGGCCUUUUCCACUGCCAUCCGCGACUCCCACUUCGUCUCUCCUGUUUCCCGUCGACCCUCCGCUUCCACUACGACACACCCAGCCAGGGAACAACCUCUUACCAGUCCGAUCCGACACAAUGGCGUUUACGUCGCGGCAUUCAAGCCUGCACAGCGCGCAUUCCAUGCGACACCUUCUCGACCCCGUGAUCACCAUUUUGACACCCUGCGCUUCGUCAAGAGGCUCCAGGCCGAGGGGUUCAGCGAAGAACAAGCCGUAGCCAUGAUGAGAGUGUUGAACGAUAUCAUCCAAGAGUCGAUUCAAAACUUGACGCGGACGAUGGUCCUCCGUGAAGAUUCGGAGCGAUCAACGUACACCCAAAAAGUCGACUUCGCCAAACUUCGCUCCGAACUCCUAAACGCCGACUCCACCGAGGCACAACUGACCCGCUCAUCGCACGAGAAGAUCGCAGCGGAUCUCGCAAAGCUUAACUCCCGGCUGCGCGAUGAGAUUGGCCGUACGCAGGCGUCCGUCCGAUUAGAUCUGAACCUCGAAAAGGGCCGGAUCCGCGAGGAGGCUAAUGGCCAGGAGAUGCGGAUUAAAGAGACGGAGACACGGAUUGAGCAGGAAGUUGCUGGUCUGCGGGAGCGUGUCGAGGCUGUCAAGUUCUCGACAUUGCAGUGGCUGAUGGGUGUUUGCACCGGUACUGCUGCUUUGAUUCUUGGUGCUUGGCGCCUGUUUAUGUGA
Molecule: messenger RNA, 924 nt
Organism: Penicillium cataractarum
Lineage: Eukaryota; Fungi; Ascomycota; Eurotiomycetes; Eurotiales; Aspergillaceae
Product: CCDC90 family protein
Exons: 3
Coding region: 1-924 (307 amino acids)
Cellular component (GO): mitochondrion
Source: RefSeq, a predicted model, not a curated record